CUUCUCUCUUCCAUCAUCAUCAUCAUCAUCAUCAUCAUCCUCCACCUUCUACUUCUUCUCAGCUUUCCCAUAGGGUCCAUUGAUUUUGCAACCAUGGAUUAUGAUCUGGUUCGUUCCAAGAAGAGUAUCAAACGAGCAGAAUCCACCAAAUCAAAUCCAUGGUGGUGGGAUAGUCAUAUCGGUCUCAAAAAUUCUAAGUGGCUUGAGAAUAAUCUCGAUGAGAUGGACCGGAGCGUGAAACGGAUGGUGAAGUUGAUAGAGGAGGAUGCAGAUUCGUUUGCCAAGAAGGCAGAGAUGUAUUACCAGUCAAGACCUGAGCUUAUUAGCCUUGUCGAGGAGUUUCACCGUAUGUACCGUGCUUUGGCAGAGCGGUACGAGAACAUCACUGGAGAGUUGAGAAAAGGCUCUCCUUUAGAGCUUCAGUCACAGGGGUCUGGCCUUUCCGACAUCUCUGCCUCUGACCUCACUGCUUUUUGGACUUCUAAUGAGCUUAAUAGGUUAGGCCGUCCCCCUUCUGGACGACGUGCUCCUGGUUUUGAAUACUUCCUUGGCAAUGGAGGACUUCCCUCUGAUCUUUAUCACAAAGAUGGAGAUGAUUCUGCUUCCAUUACUGAUUCUGAACUUGAAUCUGAUGAUUCUUCUGUCACUAAUUACCCUGGUUAUGUGAGCAUCGGCUCUGACUUUCAGUCCCUUAGCAAGAGGAUCAUGGAUCUUGAGACUGAACUACGUGAAGCCAAAGAAAGACUUAGGAUGCAACUUGAAGGGAACACCGAGAGCUUGUUGCCGAGGGUGAAAAGUGAGAGUAAAUUUGUUGAUUUCCCCGCAAAACUUGCUGCUUGUGAGCAAGAACUAAGAGAUGCAAAUGAGAAGUUACAGAAUUCAGAAGACCAAAUCUAUAUGUUAAAGAGUCAGCUUGCAAGAUACUUGCCAUCUGAGUUGGAUGAUGAACGGGACGAAGGGGCAGCUUCCACCCAAGACCUGGACAUUGAGACUUUGUCUGAAGAGCUGAGAAUUACAAGCCUGAGGCUUCGGGAGGCAGAGAAACAAAACGGUAUCAUGCGAAAAGAAGUCGAGAAAAGCAAGUCUGAUGACGCGAAACUCAAGAGUCUGCAAGGCAUGCUUGAGUCGGCACAGAAAGAAGCUGCAGCAUGGAAAAGCAAGGCUAGUGCAGAUAAAAGAGAGGUGGUGAAGCUGCUGGAUAGAAUCUCCAUGUUGAAAUCGAGUUUAGCAGGUAGAGAUCAUGAGAUCAGGGAUUUAAAGACAGCACUGUCUGACGCAGAAGAGAAGAUUUUCCCGGAGAAGGCACAGGUCAAAGCCGAGAUAGCAAAGCUGUUGGAAGAAAAAAUACACCGGGAUAACCAGUUCAAAGAGCUGGAAGCCAAUGUGCGUUAUCUUGAAGAUGAGAUAAGAAGGGUGACCAAUGAGAAAAUAGAAGAGGAGGAAAAGCUGAAGGGCGAAAUCGAGGUGCUGACACUGGAAAAGGUAGAGAAAGAGAGAUGCAUAGAAACGUUAAACAAAAAGGUGAGUGAGCUAGAGUCAGAGAUAACUCGACUUGGAAGUGAAAUAAAAGCGAGAGAUGAUAGGACAAUGGAGAUGGAGAAGGAGGUAGAGAAGCAGAGGAGGGAACUAGAAGAAGUAGCAGAAGAGAAGAGGGAAGUGAUAAGACAGCUCUGUUUUUCACUAGACUACUCCAGAGACGAAUGCAAGAGACUACGCAUAGCCUUUUCAGGGUAUCGACCAACAGCACCAUCAUCCAUUCUUGCUUCUUAAUUCUUAUGUAUAGUAUACUCUUUGUAACUUUGUUGGUGAUACUUUCACAUAUAGGGAGCUGUUUUGAGAUCGGUUUGGAAAAAAGAAAAAGAAAAAGGCUCAUAAGAUUUGUGAACAGUUUGUGUUUGAUUUUAGCUAUGCAUUAUAUAGUUUUGAGUUCUGAAA
Molecule: messenger RNA, 1935 nt
Organism: Arabidopsis lyrata subsp. lyrata
Lineage: Eukaryota; Viridiplantae; Streptophyta; Magnoliopsida; Brassicales; Brassicaceae
Product: protein NETWORKED 4A
Exons: 4
Coding region: 94-1770 (558 amino acids)
Cellular component (GO): vacuolar membrane
Molecular function (GO): actin binding
Source: RefSeq, a predicted model, not a curated record